This is a messenger RNA of Tribolium madens (black flour beetle), 2827 nucleotides long. RefSeq lists its product as uncharacterized. NCBI's taxonomy places the organism in Eukaryota, Metazoa, Arthropoda, Insecta, Coleoptera, Tenebrionidae. The transcript has 9 exons. The record is from RefSeq and is a predicted model, not a curated record. Gene Ontology annotation, molecular function: serine-type endopeptidase inhibitor activity. The coding region runs from base 358 to 2781 and encodes 807 amino acids.
AAUUUUCUGCUCAUUAUUUCAGUAAAGACAGUUGGUUGGUUUUAGAAAUUUUGGUUAUUUUUUGAAUUGCAGCUAUACUAAAGUCGGAUCUUUUUGAAUUUCACAAAAAUUUUGUAAUUGAUCGUUUUUUCAUUUCCUGUGUCAAAGUUGAAGAGCUUAUCAUUUUAUUUAUUGAACGGAUCACGACAAAUAUUAAUUAAAAUUAUUUUGGUCGACUUCUUAUUUACUUAUUUUUCCCUUAGUUUUAUCAAAUUAUGAAAACUUUAACUUUUCCUCCCACUACAGACAGUUUUGAAGUCUGAUUAUUAUAUAGAAGCUUAAACACAAUAAAAUGAUCCAUAACUCAUAGUGACCACAAUGAAGUCAACACUUGUUUUAUUUUUUUACUUUUACUUAUCUGCAGCUGAAGAAACCGCGAUCCAAGAAUUUACAAAUGCAAACAAUCAAUUUACUUCAUCAGUUUACAAGCAAUUGAGCAAAUCCGAAAAGGGCAAUUUCCUGCUAAGUCCCUUCUCCGCUGAAACAGUCCUCGCUUUUGCCCAAUCUGGAUGUAAAGGAGACUCAGCAGAAGAAUUGCGCAACGGUUUACAUCUCCCAGACAAAACCAAAGUAGAAUCAGCACUAAAAUCACUGUUACCGAAAGUCAAAGGCAAUGAUCUCUACACUCUCCAUACAGCAAAUAAAAUGUACGUCAAAAAUAAUUUCCCGUUGAAAGAAGAGUUCAAAAAAGCUGCAACUGAAGUGUUCCAAGCCGAUUCCGAAAAUAUCGACUUUCUCAAAAAUACUGAAGCUGCAAAAACUAUGAACGGCUGGGUGGAAGAACACACUAACAGCAAAAUCAAAAAUUUGAUCAAUUCGGAUGAUUUGAACCAGAAUACUCGAGCAGUUUUGAUAAAUGCUUUGUAUUUCAAAGCCAACUGGUCACUUCAGUUUCCAUUACCUGAAACCUACAAAAAUAAAUUCUAUAAAACUACUUCCGAUUCGAUUGAAGUCGAUAUGAUGCAUCAUUAUGAAGAACACUUUAAUUAUUACGAAUGUCCACAUUUAAAAGCCAAAUUUUUGGAAUUACCGUUUCAAGGGGGUGAAGCCUCGAUGAUUUUCGUGCUUCCGAACGAAAAAGAUGGACUUGAAAGUCUUGAAAAUCAGUUAGAAUCAGUUUUUGUGCCUCAACACCACUUGGAACGAACACUUGUAAAUGUGGUCCUGCCUAAAUUCCGAAUUGAGAGUUUAAUCAAUUUUGUUGAAAUUUUAAAAAAAUUGGGUGUUAAAAAAGUGUUUGAUGAAAAAGAAGCCGAUUUGAGUGGAAUUGCAGGUGAAAAAGGAGAUUUGGUGAUCGAUAAAAUUGCCCAAAAAACUUAUAUUGACCUAGGCGAAGGAGGGGUUGAAGCAGCUGCUGCUACUUAUGUCAUUACAGCUUUUCCUUCCUCUGCUCUUUUGGAACAACCCAAACCCAAAAUUUUCAUAGCUGAUCAUCCCUUUAUCUUCUACAUAAAAGUUAAGGAUCUUAUCCUGUUUGCUGGAAGAGUUACUAAUCCUUUUUGUUACUGGUUAGACUCAGGGCCGCCACAAGCGGGGGUGCAGGGCGUGCGACUGACUACAAUGAAGUCAACACUUGUUUUAUUUUUUUACUUUUACUUAUCUGCAGCUGAAGAAACCGCAAUCCAAGAAUUUACAAAUGCAAACAAUCAAUUUACUUCAUCAGUUUACAAGCAAUUGAGCAAAUCCGAAAAUGGCAAUUUCCUGCUAAGUCCCUUCUCCGCUGAAACAGUCCUCGCUUUUGCCCAAUCUGGAUGUAAAGGAGACUCAGCAGAAGAAUUACGCAACGGUUUACAUCUCCCAGACAAAACCAAAGUAGAAUCAGCACUAAAAUCACUGUUACCGAAAGUCAAAGGCAAUGAUCUCUACACUCUCCAUACAGCAAACAAAAUGUACGUCAAAAAUGAUUUCCCGCUGAAAGAAGAGUUCAAAAAAGCUGCAACUGAAGUGUUCCAAGCCGAUUCCGAAAAUAUCGACUUUCUCAAAAAUACUGAAGCUGCAAAAACRAUGAACGGCUGGGUGGAAGAACACACUAACAGCAAAAUCAAAAAUUUGAUCAAUCCGAGUUUUUUGGACAACCGCACGAGAGUAGUUCUAAUAAAUGCUCUAUUUUUCAAAGCCAACUGGUCACUUCCGUUCCAAUUAAGUCUAACCCGGAAAGACAAAUUCUAUAAAACAGCAUCCGGUUCGAUUGAAGUCGAUAUGAUGCAUCAUUUUCAAGAACACUUCAAUUACUACGAAUGUCCACAUUUGAAAGCCCAAUUUUUAGAAUUACCAUUCAAGGGGAAUGAAGCCUCUAUGGUUUUCGUGCUUCCAAACGAAAAAGAUGGACUUGCAAGACUUGAAAAUCAGUUAGAAUCAGUUUUUGUGCCUCAACACCAGCUCGAAAAAACAUUCCUAAAUGUUGUCAUACCCAAAUUUCGAAUUAAGAGUGAAAUCGAUUUCAAGAGUAUUUUAGAAAAGUUAGGGGUUACUAAAGUAUUUCUUGAAGACAAAGCAGACUUGAGUGGUAUUGCUGGUAAAAAAGGCGAUUUGGUAAUUAAUAAAGUCGUUCAGAAAGAUUUUAUUGAUGUGAGUGAAGAGGGUGUUGAAGCAGCUGCCGCGACUUAUGUUUUAAUUAGUGUCCCGUUUUCGGCUCCAAUCGCACAACCGAAAAAUUUUAUAGCCGAUCAUCCAUUUAUUUUUUACAUCAAGAUUAAAGAUUUGAUUGUGUUUGCAGGAAGAGUGAACGAACCUAAAGUCUAAAAAUGUUUUUUUCCGUACAAAAUUGAUAAAUAAACUAUCACUAAAA